Molecule: messenger RNA, 581 nt
Organism: Danaus plexippus (monarch butterfly)
Lineage: Eukaryota; Metazoa; Arthropoda; Insecta; Lepidoptera; Nymphalidae
Product: ejaculatory bulb-specific protein 3-like
Exons: 3
Coding region: 148-510 (120 amino acids)
Source: RefSeq, a predicted model, not a curated record
UUAUAAAUUAAACAUUGAUAAAGAGCUCCAAACUAAACGCCAAAGACGAGGUAGCCAAUGCAUGCAGUCGCAUUUUUUGCUCCAAGUAACAAACAAGUUGCUAUAAAAUAUUCCAUUUAAAUAUCUAUAUCGGAUUUUGAUAUAAUCAUGAAGGUCAUUAUCGUGUUAUCUGCCUUAUUGGUUCUUUCCUCUGCCGAAACAUACAACUCAGAGAACGACGACUUGGAUAUUGAGAAGUUGGUCUCAGAUCCCGCCUCUCUUGGAGCUUUCCUGGACUGUUUUAACGACAAGGGUGCUUGUGACGAACUAUCUGGUGAUUUCAAAAAGGACCUACGGGAGGCUGUAGAACAAGCAUGCGAAAAGUGCACCGCUGCCCAGAAGCACAUUUUCAAACGCUUUUUAGAAGUAAUUAAAGUCCAAAAGGCAGAUGACUACAAAAUUUUCCAACAAAAAUACGACCCCGAGAACAAAUACCUUCCCGCUUUGGAAGCUGCUAUUGCGAAAUAUUAAAAUGAUGGCAUGAAUUGUAUGAACUAAAGAUAAGGAAAACGGCACAAUAAAAGUAAUAAUCAUUUAAAGAA